UUUAAAUAUAGACCCAGAAGUGGGAUUCCUGGGCCAUAUGGUAGCUCUAUUUUUAAUUUUUUGAGGAACCUCCCCACUGUUCUCUAUAGUAAUUGCCCAAUUUUUAAUUCCCACUGAAGUACGCGAGGGAUCCAGUUUCUCCACAUCCUCACCAACACUGUCUCCUGAAAAAAAUAGUAUGCGUCGUAGGAUAUUUUUUAACAUGUUAAAUACCUUGUUGGGAUUUUAGCAAAGAUCACAGUAUGAAAAAUUUGGGGAAGGAUUUCUAUGGCUCCCAUUUCUAAUACGAGGAAAUGUCAGCUUCUAGUUGUGUCACGUCUUGCCCAAGAGCUGCGACCGUUGACUUGUGGAGUUGGGAUGGCGUCCAAGUCAGUUGGUUGCCUGACCUUUAUUCUGCCUUGUCCCAUAGAUUUAGAAAGAGGUUGACACAUCGAGUAACUAGUUUAGGGUCAUCUGAUCCUAAGCCACAUUUAGGGUAAGUGACAUUUUUCAGAAACCAGCGUCCUCCCUCUUGUCUCACUAGUGGGAAGGGGGGAAGAACAGGACAGAGAGCUCUUCCUCUUGUGGGAGGCAGCUGCUGUGGAAACCCCACAGGCAGGAGGCCCCUGGCCAGCACAUCCUGUCAGCUUGUGUCUGCUGCAGACUUCUGUCCUUGUACUGGUGCGUCCCAGGCCAGGCCGGACUGCUGGGACCGGGGCCAUGUCUCCCCACCCCACCGCCCUCCUGGGCCUAGUGCUCUGCCUGGCCCAGACGAUCCACACGCAGGAGGGACCCCUGCCCAGACCCUCCAUCUCGGCUGAGCCAGGCACCGUGAUCCCCCUGGGGAGGCCUGUGACUAUCGUGUGCCGGGGCCCGGUUGGGGUUGACCCAUUCCGCCUGGAGAGGGAGGAUAGAUGCAAGUUCAAUGAUACUAAGGAUGUGUCUCAAGCUAGUCCAUCUGAGUCAGAGGCCAGAUUCCGCAUCGACUUACUAAGUGAAGGAAAUACCAGACGUUAUCGCUGCCUCUAUAGGAAGUCCACUGAAUGGUCUCAGCUCAGUGACUACCUGGACCUGGUGGUGAAAGAAACCUCUGGAGACACGGACUCCCCCGUCACAGAGCCCGACUCCUCAGCUGGACCCAUGCAGAGGCCAUCAGACAACAGUCACAAUGAGCAUGCACCUGCUUCCCAAGGCCUGAGUGCUGAGCAUCUUUAUAUUCUCAUCGGGGUCUCAGUCAUCUUCCUCUUUUGUCUCCUCCUUCUGGUCCUCUUUUUCCUCCAUCGCCAGAAUCAGAUGAAGCAGGGGCCCCCCAGAAGCAAGGACGAGGAGCAGAAGCUACAGCAGAGGUGA
Messenger RNA from Cercocebus atys (sooty mangabey), 1329 nucleotides. RefSeq names its product leukocyte-associated immunoglobulin-like receptor 1. The transcript has 7 exons. The record is from RefSeq and is a predicted model, not a curated record. Bases 700 to 1329 code for a protein of 209 amino acids. Lineage: Eukaryota; Metazoa; Chordata; Mammalia; Primates; Cercopithecidae.